AUGACUUCUCCCUCUGCUUUUAUAAAGGAGCUGGUGAAUAAAACAUGUCUACUGAGAUACAGUGUCUCCUUCAUCUGGUCCUUCACUGUGUCCAUGUUUAGCAUCGGGGGGUCACUGGGGUCACUGGGGUCGCUGGUGUCGGGUCAGCUAAUCUCAAAAUAUAUCAGGGUUUCACAGUCUUCCUGUCCCACAGAGAGAAUCAAUGUUGCAGCUCACAUCGUGUACGUUAUGGAACGUGUCCUGAAGAGCCUGGAGGGGGGCGCGGUGGCCAUCUCUACCUUCCUCUGCUUGAGGAGGUUCAGUGGUCAGCUGCUGGGGAUCAGUGAGUUGCUUGGUACAGAGAGGUGGCCCUGGCCUGGUUUCAAUGGUUUUACAGCGUUACUCCAGCUCUCCACCCUGCCCUUCCUGCCAGAGUCUCCCAGCUUCCUGAAGGAGAAGAACCGCCAGGCCUGCGAGAAGGCUCUAAGGAGGCUUUGGGGCAGCAAUGACGACAACAGGGCUGUGGAGGAGAUGUUGGAGGAGAAGGCGGCCCUCAGGAUGGAGCUCGUCACCGUCAUCGUUGUCUGCAUCACAGUGCAGCUCCGUGGCAUCAGCAGCGUGUACUUUUAUUCUGAAGAUGUGUUUGGUGCAGCAGGAAUCCAAGAACACCAGUUACGUUACGCCAGCGUGGGAAUAGGGCUGUGUGAGUGGGCCACCUCUGCAGAGAAACUGCAAUACUUUAGUUUUCUCAUGUUCCUGUUUUUCUGCGCCACCUGUGGCCGGUACGUGAAGUUCAACGUCCCUGAGACCAAAAAGCUGGCAGCACUGGAGAUUGCUGUGGCGUUUGAGGAGGCCAUCCAAAACGGGACUCACUCACUUCUCAAGACCAGCCACCAUCGCUCAAUCCGCUGGUUUCUCAUGCUUGGACCAAAGGUGACACUGGCUGUCAAUGACGUUGGCCACCUGAGCCACAUCGGUUUCAUUCGUUCUAGGCCAGAGCUGCUUCUUGCUUAA
Pseudoliparis swirei is the source of this 993-nucleotide messenger RNA. It is a transcript of the gene slc2a11l, whose product is annotated as solute carrier family 2 member 11, like. Gene Ontology annotation, molecular function: hexose transmembrane transporter activity. Gene Ontology annotation, cellular component: membrane. Gene Ontology annotation, biological process: monosaccharide transmembrane transport. NCBI's taxonomy places the organism in Eukaryota, Metazoa, Chordata, Actinopteri, Perciformes, Liparidae. The record is from RefSeq and is a predicted model, not a curated record.